CGGUGGCCGGCCAGGCGCGGCUGGCAGCCCCUGAGAAGAUGAAGACCAGCAUCAAGCUGGUGGACGAGCAGAUGAACUGGUGCGACAGCGCCAUCGAGUUCCUGCUGGACCAGACCGACGUGCUGGUGGUGGGGGUGCUGGGGCUGCAGGGCACCGGGAAAUCCACGCUCAUGUCCCUGCUGGCGGCCAACCAGCCCGAGGAGGACCCGCGGGCCUUCGUCUUCCGCCCGCAGAGCCCCGAGCUGAAGGAACGCGGCGGCAGCCAGACCUGCGGCAUCGACUUCUUCAUCACCCAGGAGCGCGUCGUCUUCCUCGACACCCAGCCCAUCCUCAGCCCGUCCAUCCUCGACCACCUCAUCAACAACGACCGCAAGCUGCCCCCCGAGUACAGCCUGCCCCACACGUACGUGGAGAUGCAGUCGUUACAGAUCGCCGCGUUCCUCUUCACCGUCUGCCACGUGGUGCUGCUGGUGCAGGACUGGUUCACCGACCUCGGCCUCUACCGGUUCUUGCAGACGGCCGAGAUGGUGAAACCUUCCACGCCAUCCCCCAACCACGAGCCCAGCGGUGCCGCCGGCCCCGAGGAGCCCUCGGAGUAUUACCCGCACCUGGUUUUCGUGCAGAACCGUGCUCGCCCCGAAGCCUUCUGCCCCCGGCGCCUGCGGCAGAUGCACGGAGUCCUGGACCGGCUGAUGGCACAUUCCCACCUCAAGUACAAGGGGGCACUCUCCAUGCUGGAUUGUGGGCUGUUCCCGGGGCUCCCCGAGGGCUUCCUCCCGGCCGAGGUGAAUCUCUUCCUGCUGCCCCCCAUGGAAGCUGAGGCUGAGGAUGCUCCUCCUCGGACCGCUCCCGGGGGGGGCCCCCUCUUUCCACUGCUACCCCCGUACCGUGGCCACGGCACAUUUGGGACCCUCCUGGCUCGGCUGCGGGGCCGGGUGCUGGCAGCUGCGCGGGCUCAGCUCUCCCACACCCUCCUGACUGAGCGUAACUG
Molecule: messenger RNA, 991 nt
Organism: Numida meleagris (helmeted guineafowl)
Lineage: Eukaryota; Metazoa; Chordata; Aves; Galliformes; Numididae
Gene: SMG9
Product: SMG9, nonsense mediated mRNA decay factor
Biological process (GO): nuclear-transcribed mRNA catabolic process, nonsense-mediated decay
Source: RefSeq, a predicted model, not a curated record